AUGCCUGGACCGAAGAUCUACGGACCGGAGCCGCCUGACAAGCCGCCAUCCGGGUACUCGUACAUCACCUUGCGACGUGACGAUUUGGCUCAGAAGGCUGAGAAUGCGCAGAGGAAAAUGCAAGAGGUAAGCAACGACACUCUAGAAUUACGACAUACUUUCUGAUAAGUUGAGGGGCAAUAACUGUUUUAAAAACGGAGUUAUUAUGUAGCUCUGUCACGUAAAAUAGACCGCCCAUGCACUUUUAACACAUUCGAAGGCGCCUCAAACCCCACCACUCACACUGCAUCUACCUGAAUUGAGCACGUUCCAGAGCGAGUCAACCAUUCGAGUGACUUCACAGUACGAUCCGAAGAACCAGUCGCUCACCGUCUACAACUACGACCCGAAAGCAAAAACACCGUUCCACUACACUUCCAGCGUUGACCACUCCAAGGAAAGAUCUUCUUCUUGCCUCGACAUGAAAGAGAUCGGCUGCAAACAAGUGCCUAGAAAAAUCACUUUUGAAGCCUAA
Messenger RNA from Caenorhabditis sp. 36 PRJEB53466, 514 nucleotides. Lineage: Eukaryota; Metazoa; Nematoda; Chromadorea; Rhabditida; Rhabditidae. The record is from the annotation of a GenBank genome assembly.